UUGUAUUAUUUAAUUAGCUUCCAGCCGGUGCUAAUCCACCUAUGCCACGUGGAUUUUUUGAAACGAAUCAUCAUAUAGCUAGUGUGGAUUUUUUCUUCGAUUCAAGAGAAGUUGUGAAACGAUUAAAACUAACACCAGGUCAUUAUCUACUUGUUCCAUGUACAUAUGCAGCUGAUCAACCAGGUGAAUUCUUACUACGUUUAUUAUUUGACAAUCCGGAUAGAAUGUGUGAACCUACAUUAGAGCGUAUAGAAAUUAGUGGUCUAGCUGCAACUGGUCCGGAGCUUGAUCCUAACUAUGAAUUAUUUCAACCACGUCUCAGACGAUUGUUUUAUGAAGCUUCAGGUGAAUCGAUGGCUGUCGAUGCAUUUCAGUUAGAGCCAAUACUUAACUGUCUUUUACGAGAUGAUCAUCGAGCACCGUAUAGUAUGGUUAGCACAGAUGCUUGUCGAUCUCUGGUAGCUCUUCUUGAUCGUGAUGGAACUGGACGUUUGAGUGAAUCUGACUUUCGACGAGUAUGGGAUAUUUUAAGAUCAUGGUCUCGUAUGUUUGCAAGUUUUGACCCACAAAGAACUGCUCAUGUAACAAGUUUAGACUUUCGAAUUAUUGUUGAACAAGCUGGUUAUACUCUUCCGCAUACAUUAUUUUCUAAACUUGUGAAUCGAUUUGUUAAUGUAGAUUGGCGUCUUGAUUAUCCUCAUUUUAUCAGCGCUAUGUCACUUAUAACAAAAGCAGUUGCAAUUUUUAAGAAUUUCGAUCAUGGUGGACGAGCUGUUCUACCUUUGGAACAAUUCGUGGAAAUUGCAAUGACAAUGUGAUUGAAAUGAAAUAAACAAAGGACAAAUUACUCUUCUUCCUCUCCCCCUUUUUUUUAUAAAUUUUGUAUUCCUUGUAAAAAAGAAUUUUGGUGAUUCACUAAUACACAAUUUAUUUUAUUAAAUCAGAUGACUUAUUGAUAUUUACCACUUGAUUGUUGUACAAUCAUGAUAAUAAUAAUAAUAAUAAAUUUAAUUUUCAAUACUUAUUUACACAAAGUUUGGUUAUUUUUUACACGAAAUCCUACUAUUUUUAUGUUUCUUAUUGAUACAUAUAAAUAUAUAUGCAGAAGGACAGGUGUUGCUCUUUUUUAUUCAUUAUUCUAUUGAUUGAACCGGCAAAUUAUUCGUCAACAUGGUCAAUUCGAAUUACUGUUCUACAUUUUAUUUAUUUCACCUCAAUUUCAAUUAUUCACAUUCGACAACCAACCAAAUUAUGAAGGUUAUUUAAAUAAACGGACAGUAAAGACGAUUACUGUUGGUUCGAUAACUACUGAUUUUCUCAAAUCAUUGAAAAGUGUGUAUAACAAUUAGAGCAGACAAAAAUCAAAUAGUCCUUGUUAUACCUAUCGACAAAUGUUUCUUUUGUAUACAUUAAUUUAAUUGUUUACUCAUUAGAACUGCUGUGAAAGAAAAACAAAUGACAGGAUUAAAAUAAAUUAUUUUCUCAUUAUUAUUAUUAUUAUGAUUAUUAUUUACUACUUAAAAGUUAUUUUGUUUUUACAAUCCUCUUCGUAACUUAAUAUAUAAAGAAAUAUAAUUCUGUUGUCUCGUUAACUAACAAUAUUUCUAUAACUACCAAGAUUACUAAUUAUUGUAAUCAUAAUCAUUAUUCAUUCAUAAUUAAUUUGGUAAAAGUUAAUAUAUUCCAAAAAAGGUUCAGUAACUUUUACUUUCCACUUGUUUUACUCUAUUUAAUCUCCCCCACUAUGUGUCUUUUAGUUUUUAUUUCUUUCUUUUGUUUUUUCCUUCUCAUUUUACAAUCUCUGUCUCCGUUUGUUCCCUUUUCCUUUAUAUCAGUUACAUUUCGUAUUUUCAAAAGGAAAUCUGGAUUUCCACUGUUCUUUCAAUAUAUAUCUAUAUAUAUAAGCACACCUGUGUUCUAAUAAUUUGUUAUACUAAAUUAUCUGCAAACAAAUCUUUUGUAUCUAUUGAACAAGAAAAAAUAAAUUCUCACGUAUAUUUUAUGAUCUAAUUUCGGUUUUCUCUUUUCAAGUCGUAAUUAGUAUUCCUUACUUGUAUAUAAAUAUAUAUAUAUGUUUCUAUUUAUUUCUAUUCUCUUCUCUGUUUCAUUUACUUCGUUGUGGGAUUUUAUAUAUUUUUUCAUAUACUCAUUCAUAAAUUGAUUCUGGUUUUUGAAUUCUUCUCCUUUUUCUUUUGUGUUUCUGCAUUUAAAAAAAAACUGUAUUUGUUAUUAUACUGAAUAUUGUAAUUUAUUUUAUACAAUAGACAUUUUCAAUUGUGUUUAUUUAA
Molecule: messenger RNA, 2288 nt
Organism: Schistosoma turkestanicum
Lineage: Eukaryota; Metazoa; Platyhelminthes; Trematoda; Strigeidida; Schistosomatidae
Source: the annotation of a GenBank genome assembly